UAAAAGUCAUAAAAUUACAUUAGAAUCAUCAAUUGAGCCUUGAUAUUUACAUCAACUUUUUGGGCUCUACGUGUUUGAAAGAUUUUUUUUUUUUUUUUUUUUUUUUUUUUUUUUUUUUUUUUUAACAUAAAUGAACAAGUAUGACGUACUUGUGCUACGAUUAGUAAUUGUAAUUUAAACCAUAUUAAUAAUCAGUUUCAUAUUAGUUACGGAUAUUACCAAACGAAAAUAAUUUUUAAAUUGUAGUUAUUGAGUUGGGUUGACUUUUAUGUUAUUUUGGCCAGUUAUUGCCUUCCAUCCCCUUACCUAUAGUAGCAAAUUAAAAAAUUCUAACAAAUUGAAAUAAUCCUUGGUCUCAUGCAUACUCACACGCAACAACAUGCAUGCUUGAUUGGGUGAUGCUUUCAAUUAUAACGAAAUAGUAUAUACGAAGUAUACUAUAAUCACCCAACAACUUCUAUAAAAAAAAAGUUCCAACUUAACAUUAUUUGUUCAAUAAUCUCUAUUAAUAAGCAUUAAACAAGCUUACAGAAAAUACUAGCUAGUUUUAAUGGCUUUAAUAUCAGGGCAAAAACCCCAUGCUGUAUGCAUCCCAUACCCGCUGCAGGGUCACCUAAACCCAAUGCUACAGCUAGCCAAAAUCCUCAACUCUAGAGGCUUCCACAUUACGUUCGUAAACACCGAGUAUAAUCACAAUCGUCUGCUGCGAUCACAGGGGCCUGAGGCCCUUGCUGAUCGCCCAUCAUUUUGUUUUAGAACCAUACCGGAUGGGUUGCCCCCUACUGAUGCUGAUUCUUCACAGGAUGUCCCUUCGCUGUGCGCCUCCACCGAGACCAACUGCCUCGAACCCUUCAAGGACCUCAUCGCCCGCCUCAAUGAGGCAGGCGAUGUGCCUCCUGUGAGCUGUAUUGUUUCAGAUGGUGCCAUGUCUUUUACGGUUGAUGCAGCUGUUGAGUUUGGAAUUCCUGAUGUUUUGUUUUGGACUACUAGUGCUUGUGGUUUUUUGGGUUAUGUUCAGUACCAAAAGCUUAUUGACUUGGAACUUUUUCCUUUCAAAGAUGAAAACUUCGCUACAAAUGGAGACCUUCAAACAAUCUUAGAUUGGGUACCUGCAAUGAAGGACAUCCGAAUGCAAGAUCUCCCAAAUUUUAUAAGAACUACAGAUCCUAAUGACUUUAUGGUCAAUUACAUUACACGGCUAAUUAGCAAGAUAAAAGAAGGAUCCGCGAUCAUUUUUAACACCUAUGAUGUGUUGGAACACGAUGUUCUUGAAGCUCUCUCCUCCGAUUUCCCUUCCCUUUACACUGUCGGUCCGUUGGAACUCCUCGAAUCCAUUGAAGAUUGCAAUGAUGAUAAAACAAAAGCAAUAUCUACGAGUUUAUGGAAAGAGGACACACGUUGCCUUGAAUGGCUCGAGUCCCACGAGCCAAACUCUGUGGUAUACGUAAAUUUUGGAAGUGUUACUGUGAUGACUAAUGACCAAUUAAUAGAAUUUGCAUGGGGACUUGCUAAUAGUGAAAAGCCGUUCCUUUGGAUUACUCGACCUGAUUUAGUCAUCGGAGAUUCAGCUGUUCUCCCACCGGAGUUUCUAGAGAAUACGAAAGAUAGGGGACUUGUUACAAGCUGGUGUGAUCAAAAGCAAGUGUUGACUCAUCCUGCAAUUGGAGGGUUUUUGACUCAUUGUGGUUGGAACUCGACAAUAGAGACUUUGAUCAAUGGUGUGCCAAUCGUAUGUUGGCCAUUCUUCGCGGAGCAACAGACUAAUUGUUGGUUUUCUUGCAAUAGUUGGGGUAUUGGGAUGGAGAUCGAUGUGAAUGUGAAGAGGAGUGAAGUUGAGGGACAAGUCAGAGAAUUGAUGGAUGGAGAGAAAGGGAAGGAGAUGAAGGAAAAGGUGAUGGAGUGGAAAAGGCUAGCACAUGAGGCUGUAACUGCUCCAAAUGGGUCUUCUUACAACAAUUUGGACAAGGUUAUCAAAGUGCUUCAAUCUUCUGAAUAGUAAUUUGAUUGAUUUCUACUACGGAUUUGUUGGACUUUUUUUACUCAAGAAUUUGAAUUACUAGCAUUUGUUUGUCUUUUAUUUUUACAGGAAUUUGAAGCGUUUAUUAUUACAAGAAUUGUCACAA
This is a messenger RNA of Chenopodium quinoa (quinoa), 2123 nucleotides long. RefSeq names its product 7-deoxyloganetin glucosyltransferase-like. NCBI's taxonomy places the organism in Eukaryota, Viridiplantae, Streptophyta, Magnoliopsida, Caryophyllales, Amaranthaceae. The record is from RefSeq and is a predicted model, not a curated record. Gene Ontology annotation, molecular function: UDP-glycosyltransferase activity. Bases 551 to 1996 code for a protein of 481 amino acids. The transcript is spliced from 2 exons.